AUGCCCAGUGAGGCUAUUGGAGAAGAUGUAUAUUCGAUUCGUUUGUCGACAAAUGGAGAUUUGUUGCAAGCUGUGAGAGGCUUGUAUGGAGAUGAUGCAUUCUAUGAGGGCCAUCAAGCUGAUGAAGAUGAUGAAAAUAUGUUUAGAACAGUUGAUUUCUGGGCAUACAACCUUGAAGCUGUUGAUGAGCCGAUAAAGCGUAGUGGCGCUCACUACAUCACCUUCGACAACAGAAGCAUAAAGAGAGGCAAUUUCGGGUUUAAAUGGGUUGAGAUGGGAAGCUUGGGUGAUCAAGCAUUGUUCUUGGGUAAGAGUCAUUCACUCUGUGUACCGGCGGUUGAGUAUCGAGGAUGCCAGCUGAAUUGCAUAUAUUUUACAGAACAUGGCUCGAAGAAUAGACACAUUCCGCGAGGGCAUUCGGCUGAUGGUGAGACCGAUCGAUACUCUAUUUGUGACAUGGGAAUAUAUGACUGGGAAGAUGGAACCUUUCAAAGGUUUAGCCAGCUAAAUAUCAACUACCAUGUUCCCCCGAUUUGGCUCACAUCAAAUAAAUAG
Molecule: messenger RNA, 555 nt
Organism: Asparagus officinalis (garden asparagus)
Lineage: Eukaryota; Viridiplantae; Streptophyta; Magnoliopsida; Asparagales; Asparagaceae
Exons: 2
Coding region: 1-555 (184 amino acids)
Source: RefSeq, a predicted model, not a curated record